Vanessa atalanta (red admiral) is the source of this 4200-nucleotide messenger RNA. RefSeq names its product transcription elongation regulator 1. Gene Ontology annotation, molecular function: transcription coregulator activity; RNA polymerase binding. NCBI's taxonomy places the organism in Eukaryota, Metazoa, Arthropoda, Insecta, Lepidoptera, Nymphalidae. Gene Ontology annotation, cellular component: nucleus. The transcript has 18 exons. The record is from RefSeq and is a predicted model, not a curated record. Bases 121 to 3237 code for a protein of 1038 amino acids.
GCCAUUUUGGGAACAAUGUUGUUCCGCCAUUGCAAAAUGUGGUUGUAGUGUUUGCCAAAAACAUAUAAUUUAGGCAUGCGGACAUAAGUUUUUGUGAAUAUUCAGUGAUAAUUAUUAAAAAUGGAAGACGAAUAUAUGAAUACACAGGACUCGGGUAUGAACGAUGUUAUUAAUCGCAGUAGUGAAGGAAACGAUAGUAUAAGUGAGACAUCCAAAGAUUUCGUUGAUCCAGCUAAUUAUGAUGAUAGUUUUGAAGAUGAAGACGGCGGUAACAGUUUUCGAGGCGGUCGAGGUGGUCGAGGAAAUUUUAGGGGACGCGGCCGUGGUCCACCUCCAGGAUGGAUGAACGGCCCUCCACCACCGAUGCGUUUUCGUGGCAGAGGUUACGGCCCUGGUGGUCCACCAAUGAGAGGUCGAGGCUUUUUCCGAGGCCGCGGUGGUCCUCGCUUUGGACCUAACAAUGGACCGAAUUUUGAUAACAACUGGGGCCCUAUGGGUCCUCCUCCUCCGGGUAUGAUGGGUGGUCCGCCACCGUUCGGACCUCCGCCCGGCAUGAUGCCACCUGGAGGUCCUAUGGGACCCCCGCCGAAUAUGAUGGGCCAGCCUCCACCAUUUGGACCACCGGGAAUGCCACCACCAAAUAUGCCGGCGCCAGAACUCUGGGUUGAGACUAAGUCAGAGGAGGGGAAAUCGUACUACUACCACGCGAGGACUCGUGAGACGACGUGGACCAGGCCACAAGAGGGACCUACCUGUAAGGUCAUCACGCAGGCUGAGAUGGAGUCGAUGGCUGUUACAGGUCAAAUGCCAGGUAUGGGAGGUCAGUCGAUGCCAAUGAACGGACCGAUGGGCGGUCCACCGAUGGGCGGACCCCCCAUGGGUAUGAUGAACGGUAUGAUGGGCAUGAUGCCGCCCGGCGUGGGUCCGGCACCGGGGGCCGUCCCGCCCUUCAUGACUCAACCUCCUCCAUGGGUUAAAGACAACAACAACCAAAUGUCCACCCCAAAAGACAAACAGGACAGCUCCCCAGAAGACGAGGCACCUCCCGGGGACUCUGCUCCCUCGCAGUCCCCCGCUCAGACCCCUACACAGCCACCAGGCGGCGCGUGGGGCGGCUGGGGCUGGGCGCCGCCGCUCGUGGCGCAGCCGCCCGGCCUGGCCGCCGCCGCCGUGCCCGACAAGGGCGCAGCCACACAGCUACCGCAAAUGGGCGCUCCGUUGGCCGGCAGCGAAGCACCCUCCGAGCAACCUGCAGCGCCGCCCAAGAAGGAGGAAACUGCGGUGCCGGCGUCGCUGCAGGCGCUGGCGGCGGAGUGGAGCUCGCACCGCGCGCCCGACGGCCGCCCCUACUACUACCACGCCGCCACGCAGCACAGCGUGUGGGAGAAGCCGCCGCCGCUGCGGGACCUGGAGGAGUUGCAAGCUAAGAUAGCCAUCGAGAAGGCGGACAAGUCUGAGAAGAAGACGGACAGGAUAGAUCUCGACGACAGUAAGAUUGAAGUGAUAGACGUGGACGCGCACGCGGAGGCGCAGGCGGCGGCCGAGGCGGCGGCGGAGCGCGAGCGCGCCGACCGCGAGCGCGAGGAGCUGGAGCGCCGCGAGCGGGACCGCGCCGAGCGCGAGCGCGCCGAGCGGGAGCGCGCCGAGAAGGAGAAGGCCAAGACCGACAAGAGCCGCCCCGUCUCCAGCACGCCCAUCUCCGGCACGCCCUGGUGCGUGGUGUGGACGGGCGACGGUCGCGUGUUCUUCUACAACCCGACGGCGCGCCUGUCGGUGUGGGAGCGGCCGGCGCAGCUGGCGGGCCGGCCGGACGUCGACCAGGCCGUGUCGCAGCCGCCGCACGGGAAGGAAGCCGCGGCCAAAGAGAAAGUAGCGACGACGACGCCGUCGAAGAACGCAAACGGAGAGCUAAAGAGGAACGCAGAGUCCGAAUCCUCAGACUCUGAAGCUGAACCCGCCAAGAAAGCCAAACCAGAAGAGAGCGCGGCGGGCGCGGCGGGCGCGGCGGGCGCGGGUGGCGCGGCGGGCGAGGCUCCGCGGCGGCGCGCGCUGCAGAUCGACGCGGGCGCGGAGGCGGCCAUGGAGGCGGAGUCGCGCGCGGCCCGCGAGCGCGCCGUGGUGCCGUUCGAGCAGCGCGUGCGCGCCUUCCUGCAGAUGCUGCACGAGAGCGACGUGUCCGCCUUCUCGCCCUGGGAGAAGGAGCUGCACAAGAUCGUGUUCGACAGCCGCUACCUGCUGCUCGACUCCAAGGAGCGGAAGCAGGUGUUUGACAAAUACGUUCGCGAACGCGCUGAGGAAGAGAGGAAAGAGAAGAAAAACAGACUGCAACAGAAGAAACAGGCCUUCAGGCUGCUCAUGGAGGAAGCCAAGCUACAUUCCAAAUCGUCGUUCAUGGACUUCUCGAGCAAGUACAGUCGCGACGAGCGGUUCAAGAACAUCGAGAAGAUGCGUGACAGGGAGACGUACUUCAACGACUACAUCGCGGAGGUCAGGAAGAAGGAGAAGGAGGACAAGGACAGGAAGAGGGAACAGGCCAAGACGGAGUUCAUAGCGCUCCUCAAAGAGAAGACGGUCGAUCGUCACGCGCGUUGGGUCGACGUCAAGAAGAAAAUCGACUCGGACUCGCGGUACAAGGCCGUCGAGAGUAGUUCCAUGAGGGAGGAUUACUUUAGGGAGUACUGUAAGAUUGUUAAAGAAGAGAGGAAGAAGGAGAAGGACGGAAAGGAAAAAGAGCGCGAGCGAGGCAGCAAGAAAGACAAAAAGGAUAAGGAGAGGGACAAGGAUAAGGACAGAGAGAAGGACAGCAAGAAGGAUAAGAAGAAGGAGAAAGCCGGUGACAAGCAAUCCGACCUGUCGACGGAAGACGAGAAAAAGCAACCGACUCCGCCCCCGGACCAGUGGGCGGAGAUACUCGGUAUACCCGGCGAGGAGGACUCGAAGGAGUCCAAGUCGACCAAGUCCUCGAAGGAGAAGAAGGAGGAGUCGUCGGAGGCCAGCGAGGCCAAGUCUCGGUCGCCGACGCCGGAGAAGGAAAUAAGAUCCCCGAAACAGCUGAGGUCCUCGAAGAAGGAACUGCCGACGCCCGAAAAGAAGUCCCCGAUAAAAUCGCCGCCCAAGAAACGCCGGCAAGACUUCAAGUCACCGGAACCGGAGCCGGAGAAGAAGGGUAAGAAGAAGGCGGCGGAGAAAUCGGAGAAAACGGAGAAGAGGAAACGGAAGAAGUCCGAGAAAGAAUAGUGUUUACUUUACGUGUUUUGUAAACGCUGAUCGCUGGAACGGCGCAGGUUACUGCGCGACCGGGACAAUUAGAUGUUCUACACGUUAUCGCGCGAGGGCACUCCGACUGCCUUAUACACGACUUGCGCGUUGAAAUUACACGACUGCCGACCUUGAGUUGAUCUUAUAUAUAGAUAGUCGUAACUUAUAUUGUACAUAGUCUUCAAUAUUAUCUUUUAUUUAUAACGAUUCGUGUCGAUGGAACAAAUAUCGGGGCGGUACAGGGUGCUCCACUAGCCCAGCUGUGGUAUAUCUAUCGACUAUUGUAUUGUGGGGGGGGGGGCGUGUAUCAUUAGCAACAAUAACGAAAUAGACGAUAUAAUUAAACAGCCGCAAAUAUUAAAUUCGGUAAUUUCAAGUCGCAAGGAAUCUCCGUGUCUAUUUUUUUUUUUUUUUCGUAUAUUUAAGGGUAAUCACUUUCUAAUAUAAAUGUAAUCGAAUAACAAUAAUCGAUAUUUUUUUUUUAUUUUACAAAAUCGAUUUCAUUAUUGACAAUUUGUCGAUAUGUCGUUGUAAAUAUAUGAAGUCGCGAUCGUUAUUAUUAAAUUAAACUCUGUACAGUUUAUAUAUAGACUCUAAGAGGAAUCGAUGUACUCUCGCGGUUACUUUGAAACGUUCAACGGAUAGUUAAUAUAUAAUGCCGUCUCUCUCUGAUCAUCGUUGAUUCGAUGAGACGGAAGACAUCGUGUAACUCUCAUGAUAAUACUUGUAGUAAGUCAUUCGGUUGAAAUUAUUUAAUUUGUUUACUGUAAAUAUAUCGAUUUAUGAAUUAUUUGUACGUGUUAGUCAGUCAGACAAUAGUCAGUGUUAUUAAAGGCUCAAUGUGACAAUUAUAAUGUUCAAUAUAUCGGAUGUACGUAUUUGUAGUUAUAAUUGUUUUAUUCGUAUUGAAUCUUGAAACGAUUUUUGUUUUGCUAACCAUAC